Messenger RNA from Eurytemora carolleeae, 1008 nucleotides. Its product is annotated as adhesion G protein-coupled receptor A3. Lineage: Eukaryota; Metazoa; Arthropoda; Copepoda; Calanoida; Temoridae. The transcript has 8 exons. Gene Ontology annotation, molecular function: G protein-coupled receptor activity. Bases 1 to 693 code for a protein of 230 amino acids. The record is from RefSeq and is a predicted model, not a curated record. Gene Ontology annotation, biological process: cell surface receptor signaling pathway. Gene Ontology annotation, cellular component: plasma membrane.
AUGUACUGUACUGCCAGAUUAUCAUGUACAUUGUCUCAAAGCAAAGAGGAGGCAAUCUUGUCCUGGUCUGUAAACGGGAAUGCUGUGUCUGGUCCUGAGGUCUUGGUAAGUCAGAUCAAUCCUGUUCUAGAGGAAGCAGGGGGUACACACUCCAGUAUAUAUAUCAGGUCUGUUGGGAUGGAUUACGCGGGAAAAUGGUCUUGCCGCGCUCUUCUUCAGUCAGGAUAUAGUGAAGAAAGAUCCGUCCUGGUUCAAAUUAUGUCUCCAGGUACUAUCCUGUGUCCCUGGAGUACUACUAAGUCUAGUAAGGGAGUGUAUAACUGGCCUGUAACCCUGGCCGGUCAAUCUUCUACCUUGGACUGUACCAAGGGGGAGGAGACAACUUCUAAGAUUGUUCACUUCUGUGAUGAUGAAGGACAUUGGACAGGACUGAACGAAUCAGAGUGCCGACAUACUAAUGACGUCACAGACAAACUUUCAAGAUUUUCAACAAUGAAUCAUUCAAGAUUUGAUCCGGUCACACUUGAUCAAGCUGCAGAGAAAUUACUGGAGUUUACAUCCAACCCUGAUAUAUUCUUGGACUCGCAGGAUAUUGUAUACUUAACAAAGGUAGACAGACAGACAGACAGACAGACAGACACACAGGCAAAUAAGCAGAUAAACACAUACAUAUCUAUAUAUAUAUAUCCAUAGACACAGUGUUUCGUCCUAUAAGGACUCAUCAGUAUGGCUCUAUUAUCAGAUUUUGAUUUUGCAGUUGAUUGGGCUUGAACCAUGAAUCCUUAGAUUAUGAAUCAAACACCCUAACCACUGCUCCAUCAAAUCCUAAUGAUUUGGUAAUGAAAUAGGGACCAGAGAGCUCAACCAACUCAUUAUAAGUUGAGGGCCUUGCAUUCAUUACCACAGAGAACUCAAGUUUAGCGGACUAAACGAGUAUAUAUAUCCAUAGACACAGUGUUUCGUCCUAUUAGGACUCAUCAGUAUGGCUCUAAUCAUCAGAUUUCUUGU